UCUAAUAGAUCCAAGACAAAUCUUCACAAAACAUGUUACCAAUCGACCAAGAUCCAUACAAAUUAAUCAUAGCGAAAUAAUAUUAUAAUUUGAAUGGAGAGUAAGUGUGGCUUGUCCAAAUGCUCCCUCUGUGGAUGGCGAAUAUCAGCUUGGAAUCAUAGUUUAAAAUAGAAAUUACAAAAACAUUAUUAUACAAAAGUCUCUUAUUCUACUAAAUAAAAAUAAAUGGCCACUUAAAUAGUCAUAUAAGGAGAUUUGGUGGGUUGUACAUGUACUUACCAAAAAAUAAAUAAAUUGGCGAGUCUUGUCGAUUUGCUAGCUAUGGACAAGCGAAUAAUCCUGUUGGAAUCAUUUUCCAACCUCUAUAAACAACAACAAAAAAAACCCAGUACUUGACAAGAGACUUGAGACUUGAAAUUUGAAAACCACAAUUUUGGGGGGUGGCGACCAUCAUGGAGAGCAGUAACAGUAUAGAAGGAGUGUUUAUGGCAUGGAUUCUUGUGGGUUUGCCAGUAUUGGUGGGGAUGUUGUGGUGGUGGAACGAGCUUUGGUAUGUGCUGCCUCUUAUGCUUCGACGACCUUCCAGUGGCCGCGCAAAGCUCCCACCGGGAAACAUGGGUUUGCCUUUUCUUGGAGAGAUGUUAACUUUUCUAUGGUACUUCAAGAUUCUUGGUCGACCCGAUGAGUUCAUCGAUUCAAAGCGACGCAAGUAUGGUGAUGGAGCGGGGAUGUAUAGGACCCACCUCUUCGGAUCACCGUCCAUCAUAGCAUGCUUUCCACCAGUCAACAAAUUUGUACUUAAAUCAGAUGAUUUGUUUCAAAUGGAAUGGCCUAACCCUGAUAUUAUCGGUCGUAGCUCUCUCGGUGUAGUUCGUGGAAAAGCUCAUGCCAGGGUCAGAAACUACGUGCUAAACUCUGUCAAUCGGCCUAAGACACUACAACAUAUUGCUCAACAAUUGCAGCCAAAGAUGGUAGCAGCUUUACAAUCAUGGUCUCAGAAGGGUAAAGUCAUCGCAAGUGAUGAAAUCAAGAAGAUGACAUUCGAAAACAUUGGGAAAUUGUUUGUAAGCAUGGAACCAGGACCUCUUCUUGAUUCCAUGAAUAAAUUGUUUCAAGGGAUGGUGAAAGGGAUAAGAGCUCAACCACUUAAUUUUCCUGGAACUGCUUCUCAUUAUGCAACUAAGUGUAAGAGGAAACUUGACGAGAUUUUCUUGGAAGAGCUGAAGAAGAAGAAGGAGAAGAGACAAAUAAACGGAGCGGAAAAGACCAAUGAUUUAAUGGAUGGAUUGAUGGAAAUAAAAGAUGAACAAGGUAACCAAUUGAGUGAUACAGAGGUAAUAGAAAACAGUAUGGGUCUUGUUAUUGGUGGAUAUGAAUCCACUUCCCUCGCAACAAUGUGGGUUGUUUAUUGCCUUGCCAAGUACCCUAAUGUCCUACAAAAGUUACGGGAGGAAAAUAUGGCUAUGAAAAAGAACAAACCUGAGGAUUUCAUUACAAGUGAAGAUGUCUCGAAACUGAAAUACACAAACAAGGUUGUGGAAGAAUCACUAAGAAUGGCCAACACUGUAGCAUUUGUUUUUCGAUCAGUUGCCAAAGAAACUGAAUUUGAAGGUUACAGAAUACCAAAGGACUGGAAAGUUCUUGUAUGGCUCCGUUACCUCCAUACGAACUCAGAAUAUUUCGAUGAUCCUCUAUGCUUUAAUCCAGAUAGAUGGGAUGAACCAGCAAAGGCAGGGACAUUCCAGGUAUUCGGACUAGGACCUAGACUCUGCCCCGGAAACACACUUGCUCGAAUGUCAAUCGCGGUUUUCCUUCAUCAUCUUUCGAUCGGAUACAAGUGGGAACUAGUCAAUCCUGAUGCAGGCGUGACUUAUCUACCACAUCCAAAACCAGCUGAUGGAGUGGAGAUUGCAAUCUCCAAAAUCUGACAAAUGUUUGUGUUAUAAUUCCACUUUCAUAUACUUAAUUUCACUAAA
Messenger RNA from Tripterygium wilfordii, 1976 nucleotides. RefSeq names its product ent-kaurenoic acid oxidase 2-like. The transcript has 9 exons. Gene Ontology annotation, molecular function: oxidoreductase activity, acting on paired donors, with incorporation or reduction of molecular oxygen; iron ion binding; heme binding. The coding region runs from base 453 to 1928 and encodes 491 amino acids. Lineage: Eukaryota; Viridiplantae; Streptophyta; Magnoliopsida; Celastrales; Celastraceae. Gene Ontology annotation, biological process: multicellular organism development; sterol metabolic process; brassinosteroid biosynthetic process. The record is from RefSeq and is a predicted model, not a curated record.